AUGACUUGCGGAGAUGCAGGUGCAAGUGCGGCUAUCUCUGCAAAGCCGUUUUGUCUUCCUGUGCAAGCUGUCGCAGCGCCCUUGUCGUUCCGGGACUUUUUAGAAAAGUAUUCAGACCGGGCCUUCCCAGACCUACAUGAGUGGGUAUCUAGUGUUCCGCGGCAUGUAGUCGGCCUUCGUGCGGCAGGAAUAGGUCCUGAAAAGCGCUACCCUUGCUUUAUGGAACGAGAUGAAAACAGUUGCCGUGGUGCGCGUGCUGGAGACGUCAACAUUAGGAAGGAGGAUGCCAUUUUGGCGCACGCUUUGCUUAAUCUGAAUGAUAUUCGAC
Molecule: messenger RNA, 328 nt
Organism: Amoebophrya sp. A25
Lineage: Eukaryota; Dinophyceae; Syndiniales; Amoebophryaceae
Source: the annotation of a GenBank genome assembly